UAAAUAUUGGACAUGUGCUAUUCUUACUCUAAGCAGCUCAUUAAUAGUUUCGCCCUUAUUGCAUGGGAGGCAUGUCCGCAAAUCGUGGAAUUGCACUGCUCGACUACUCCCUGCGCUAGCACAUGGUCGUCCAACGCCCACCUCUUCGGCAGUAGAUUUGUAUGUCGCGAUUUUCAUGCCACUUUUUGGCUCUGGGCAUGCUCAGUAACACCACAGUUUGACGAUUUUGCAGGAAAUGAGCUCUUACAGGAAAUUGUUAUUGCCUAAACUUAGGAGGUGUGGUCUGAAUGCCACGUGACAGUGGUGUGAUUCGUUCGUUGUCGAAAGCGACGUCGUUUUUCCCUGCAGAGAGCAAGAGAAUUGGAUACGAAGUGCGAAGGCAGAAGGCGUUGGUGUUGUUGACGUUGAUGGGACAUACUUGGAAAGAAAAAGGCAGAGUCUCGUGUCUUCAAAUGUGAACGUUGCACCCCUCCCACCCCCAAACUUUCCACUUCAUGGAUGGCAAUCUGUUGAAGAAUCUAAUGCUGAACAGAUAGCGACGCAACUCCCGUGUCAACGCUGUAUACUUA
Molecule: messenger RNA, 569 nt
Organism: Geodia barretti
Lineage: Eukaryota; Metazoa; Porifera; Demospongiae; Tetractinellida; Geodiidae
Source: the annotation of a GenBank genome assembly